Messenger RNA from Pseudomassariella vexata, 1881 nucleotides. RefSeq lists its product as uncharacterized. NCBI's taxonomy places the organism in Eukaryota, Fungi, Ascomycota, Sordariomycetes, Amphisphaeriales, Pseudomassariaceae. The transcript is spliced from 3 exons. The coding region runs from base 1 to 1881 and encodes 626 amino acids. The record is from RefSeq and is a predicted model, not a curated record.
AUGGAAGCCUACCACCCCUCACCGCUGCAGGUCGUCAAGACAAACUCGGCUAAAGCAACGGCCAACGGCAGUCCGCAAAGAAGUCUCAGCACGGGGACUGACGAGAGCUCCGGGAGCGCACCCGAGCAACCAGGUUCGAGUCGACAACUGACUGUUGUCAAGAAGCGGGCAAACAGGACCAGCCAACUAUACGGAAGUGGAGACAGUGAGGGGGGCAGCUUUGGAUCGAUCAGCUCAAGGAUUUUCACGCCAGAAAGAGCCGCAACCCCUUUUGCGGACAUUACAACCCCUAAACCUGGUCAGCCACCGACCUCGAGAAGGACAUCUAGCUACAACUUGCCUCGGACACUGACUCCAAAUCUGCUCACGCGACUCCGAUCUUUCUCCAAUGGGCGUAUCCUGUCUAACAAAACUUCCAAAGCGACUUGUCGCCACUAUGACAUCCGGGAUCGUGACUCGAGUGGAUUGUCCGGGUCACCUCGAUGCUCAGACUCGGUUUCUUCAGAAAACAGCGUUGGAGACUACGACUACACCAGUAGCAGCACCUCCUCAGGAUCUUAUGACCCAGAACCGUUCCUACCACUGGGUUUUGAUGGUUUUGCUACCAACCCUUACCGCCUGCCGAGCAACUCGCUUUCGUCGAUACGAGAGUCUGACGGGUCUAUACUUGAUCCAUACUUACUGGUGCCACACAUUGCAAUUACGCCUGAGACGAAGAUACUCGAGGAUGGUGAGACCACACUCUGGGCAGCAAUCGAAAUAUCUGGUCAGCUCUGUCGCCCACACGCCGUUGAUCAUUCCAGGGGAAUCACAAACGCCAACCAUAGCGGCCAGUGCUUUCUCCCAGUUCAUCAUUGUGAAGCAGGACUCUCAAGAUAUGGAUAUCUAUAUGAUGUAACGGUAGAGAUAUUUCCAAGAGCAGAAAGUGUUAUUGUCGAUUUAGUGAAUGAUGGUUCGACAAGGGACAUUAGUCCUGGCUCCAGCCUGCUCACUUUAGCACACGUCCGUCUCAAUGCUGCUCAGCCUCCUCAGGCCAACAAAAGCUCGACUAGUUUGUCAGAUGAUCUCUUUGCUGACCUCGAAUAUCAACUUGGGAGUACCCGAACGGAGUAUAUGAAAGUUCGUGUGUCAUACUGCCACUCUGGGUUUCCGGCAUUCAAGAACACGUCUUCGCAAGAGAGCGGUUCAACAUGUCAAACACGACUAGAGACAACAUCAAUCGGUGUGAUCAAACGGCACAAUCCAGCAUCGGAAUGGUCUCCACGUCCGACACCAUCGCCAGUGUCGAAUUCUUUAUUCGCUAUUAUUGCUUCUCACUGGGGUCCGAUCCGCGCCAACGACACCAUGUACAGGAUUGUGACGACGUGGUCAACCCCUCGAAAGGUAGCCAAUGCUAUAAACCGCAAGGUUGACAGAAGCGAGGACACUAUCAAACCGCCCGAUCGCACAGGGACUGCACCACCACUAAUCGUACCAAGGAGGAAGACGAGCCUCAGAAAGGCCUCGACAGAUCUGGGGACUGACAUGGACCCAGCAAGGAAGAUCUGGACACAAAUGAGACGGACCUCGUCUGGAAGCCGCCCAGCAUACUUCGUCAGUAGGGUCAACCGGAUUCCUGGAUCCUCCACAGACUCAUCAAUGCUUAGUCCUCAGAGGACUGAUUUGAAAUCGGACGUUGAGCGGCAACGAGAUUUGAUUCGAGAAAUGGCACUUCAUAAUAAGAGAUCGAUAGGUGCUGACAGCCUUCGGAGCCUGGUCCCGUCUCCGGUCGAUCUGGGCUUGGAUGACAAGAGAGAAACGACCAAUAGCGAGGAAAGCAACAGCAUGGCAUCCAAUGGAAAUAAGAGAGAAGGGCGGUGGAGUCUCAACCAAUGGUGGUGA